This is a messenger RNA of Sparassis crispa, 348 nucleotides long. RefSeq lists its product as hypothetical. Bases 1 to 348 code for a protein of 115 amino acids. NCBI's taxonomy places the organism in Eukaryota, Fungi, Basidiomycota, Agaricomycetes, Polyporales, Sparassidaceae. The record is from RefSeq and is a predicted model, not a curated record. The transcript has a single exon.
AUGGCCAACGUCCUACGCGAGCCCGGAUACAGUGGCGGGAUCAUUGCAGGCGACUUCAACGCCAUCACCCCCGGGGAUGAUGGGCUCGUCGACAAGAACGAACUGGUAGAUGCGUGGGUCGCACUGAAUGGGAGGGAAGACCUUGAUGGAGCUACGUGGGGUGUCGGCUUGGAACGGCGGGACGGACUGGGGCCGGGCAGGUUGGACAAGGUUGCAAUGAUGGGCUUAAAGGCUCAGGAGAUAAAAGUCCUCCGCCCUGGUACUAUUGAGGUACCCAGGCCGGGCGAGAAACCUGUCGAGAUCCCUUGGAGUGACCAUUGCGGGCUGAGAUUCACCUUUAUCAUCUGA